GCAUACAUCGUAUUCACACUUGAUCACCUGCCAUUUCUAGACUGAUCGACCAGGAGAUGGAUCAGCCGCUGCUGUCCGACCUGUGUUCGAUAUGUCACACUCAACCGCCCAAAUACAAGUGCCCGCGAUGUAAGGCGCAGACCUGCUCCUUACCGUGCUACAAGCGCCACCAGCAGCGAGCAUCGUGCAGCGGCAAACGCGAUCCCGCCACGUACGUGAAGAAAAGCCAGUGGGCCACGCCGGCCGGGGUCGACCACGACUACAACUAUCUCAAACGCGUGGAGCGCACCCUCGACGAUGGCACCAAGAACGUGCAAGAACGUGGCAUUGGCGUGGAUCCGGCCAAGCCCACAGCGGUGUCGCGCGCAUGGGAGCCGGGAAGUCAGCUGCAGCAGUAUCUUCAGCAACACCGUAUCACCGUCCACCAUGCGCCUCUGGGAAUGAGCCGGCAGAAAGCUAAUCGUACCCGCGCUACCAAGAGCGGCACCAUCUUCUGGACCAUGGAGUGGAUUGAUGCGGAUGGGAAUCGGUAUUUACAGGACGACUGUCCUGCCGCAAAGUCUAUCGCUGAGCUCCAUGGGCUCCAUCAAGCGCAGCAACGCAACGCUGCCAAACGUCGACACGAGGGUGCGAGCUCGGCGAACAAAUCUUCCGAUCGCAAGCGAAGGAAGGUGGAUGCGAGCAACGAACAUGUCGCGGACUCUAGCCUACGCUCACCGGAAGCGGUACCACCUGGCACAACAUCGCUGCAGAACAUGGGCAGCCCACGUCGAAGUGAUGUACAUGACCACCAGGACCCACUGGGAGAUGCAGCAGCACAAGACACUGACAAACCUCACGACACGCAUGAUGAUGAUGACCGUGAUCCGACUGCGGGCACGUCAGCGGACGCUACACUGGCAGUGGAAGCGACCCAUCAAACCGAAACUCAUUACUACUUAUUGAAACCUGGUACAACAUCCAACUCCAAAGUGCUGGUGGUGUUGGAUGCCCAACUGUCGCUCACCGACUCAUUGCGGGACCGAAUCGUUCACGAGUAUCCUACAAUCUACGUACUGCCCUACCCGCCUGCGGCCCUCCCUUCAAGCUAUAUACUGGAGAGCCAGUAUACUCCCAGAGCUUCAGACGACUUGCAACCUCCUGGAGCCCAUCAAAGUACAAAUAACGACAGACAUGGCAAUGCUGCCUUUACACCAGCCGAAGCUUCACAGAAUGCUCAACAGCCACUAGAUGCAAAUAGCAUUCUCAAAAUGCUCAAACGAGACUUGCGUAGCUGACGAGAGUCACUUGCGGUGCACUAGAAGACGCACCAGAAUCUGCGCAGGCAAUGAGCUUGAUAACGACUAGACAGCGCUCUGCAGGAAGACGAGCC
Messenger RNA from Neohortaea acidophila, 1372 nucleotides. RefSeq lists its product as uncharacterized. The record is from RefSeq and is a predicted model, not a curated record. The transcript is spliced from 2 exons. Lineage: Eukaryota; Fungi; Ascomycota; Dothideomycetes; Mycosphaerellales; Teratosphaeriaceae. Gene Ontology annotation, biological process: box C/D snoRNP assembly; maturation of LSU-rRNA from tricistronic rRNA transcript (SSU-rRNA, 5.8S rRNA, LSU-rRNA); snoRNA localization. The coding region runs from base 57 to 1277 and encodes 406 amino acids. Gene Ontology annotation, cellular component: pre-snoRNP complex; nucleus.